Molecule: messenger RNA, 480 nt
Organism: Rotaria sordida
Lineage: Eukaryota; Metazoa; Rotifera; Eurotatoria; Philodinida; Philodinidae
Source: the annotation of a GenBank genome assembly
AUGCAACAUCAGCUUGUUUUAUAUUUUCGACGUUUAGCUAUACGUAUAUUAACACAUUCACUUUUUAGUACAUUGGUUAUGCUUACUAUUUUAACUAAUUGCGUAUUUAUGACACUUAAGAACGUACCAGAAAUGAAUGAAUAUGUUUUUACAGUAGUUUACACACUUGAAGCAUUAAUAAAAUGUAUUGCACGAGGAUUUAUUCUACAAAAAUAUACAUUUUUACGUGAUCCAUGGAAUUGUAUUGAAUCUAAUAUGACAUAUGCAAUCUAUCUGAAAGAAAUUGAUAAUGAAAUUAAUUGGUAUAAAGAAAAUGAUAUUUUUCUUCUUUGUGAAAAUGCAAGUGGAAGUACAAAAUGUCCUUCAGAUUAUAUUUGUUGGAAAGAUCGAGGCAUGAAUCCUGAUUUUGGAUAUACAAGUUUUGAUAAUUAUGGUUGGGCUAUGCCUGCAUGUUUUCGAUUAAUGACACAAGAUUAUUGA